UAUUUUUUUGAGAGACCAAAAAAUUAAUAAUUCAAAAAUCAGGGACUUGAUAUAAAUAAAAUUAAAUAUCAGAAAUUGGGAGACUAGAACAGAAGAAUAACUAGCAGUGGCACCAAAUUACUCCUAGCAAAGCUUCAAUGGUAACUUGGGCCUAACCACUUCAAAUUUCUAUCAAAGACUUUAUCUUUAAAAUAAAAGAAAUCAUUUUUGGGUUGCCCAUAUUCCGAUAUUUACUUCUCUUAUCUUUAUUCAUACUCUGCUGAGUUCUUUUAGCUUUUUUCAGUACAAUAAAAGUGGGGCAGUUGAUGAGUUUUUGUGUACCCAGAACUAGUUUUCAACUAUUAAGGCGUGGUUUUCAUUUGGGCAAGCAGUUUAAGAACCCAACUGCUACUGCUGAAGACAUUGUUUUCAGAGCAAUUUGUGUUAAUGUCAAACAGAAGAAAUGGAAGUUCUUGGAGCAAAUCACACCCAGUCUUACCGAUUCCCUUGUGAGUCGUGUUCUUCGCGAGUUUCAGAACUCGCCCAAGCUGGCUUUAGAAUUUUACAAUCGGAUUGGAGAGAGCAAAACAAUUUCACAGCUCUCUUUAGAAUCUUCUUGUACUUUGGUUCACGUUUUUGUCAAUUCAAGGAGGUAUGACAAUGCUUUGAAUCUUAUGGGAAGUUUAAUGAGUUCCUAUGUGGUUUCUCCAUUGGAGAUUUUAGAAGGUUUGGUUAAGAGCUAUGAAGCAUGUGGUUCAUGUCCUGCUGUGUUUGAUGCAUUGGUUAGGGCUUGUACUCAGUUUGGAGCAACUGAAGGUGCUUAUGAAGUUAUGGAGAAGCUUAGGUUGGAUGGUGUUUGGGUAACAAUUCAUGCUUGGAAUAACUUUCUUAGCCAUCUUCUGAAGUUGAAUGAAACAUUUAGGUUUUGGAAUAUGUACAAAGAAAUGGUUUCAUUUGGGAUGUUGAAGAUUGGUAUUUGGCCUAAUAUUGUUACUUUUAACAUGAUCAUGGAUGGAGCUUGUAAGAUUGGUGAUUUGGAACUUGCUUUGAAGCUUUUCAAGAAGAUGGGAGUUAUGUCAGGUGAGUAUGUUAAGCCCAAUUCAGUCUCUUACAAUUGCAUCAUUAACGGGUUCUGCAAAAUUGGUGCUGUUUUUUUUGCUGAAAAGCUUAGAAAUGAAAUGAUUAAGGCAGGUAUUGAGUGUAAUGUUAGGACUUAUGCAACAUUAGUAGAUGGGUUUGGGAGAGUAGGGAGUUUGGAAGAUGCACUUAGAUUAUCUGAUGAAAUGACUGAAAGAGGUUUGACCCCUAAUGCUAUUGUUUACAAUACAAUCAUUCAUUGGCUUUACUCAGAAGGUGAUAUGGAGGGAGCUUCCUUGCUUUUCUCUGACAUGGUUGAAAAACAUAUAUGUCCUGAUAAGUUCACCUAUUCAAUCCUCAUAAAUGGGUUUUGCAGAAAAGGUAAUGUGAAUGAAGCUCUCAAGCUUCAUAAACUAGUACUCGAUAAGAAAAUUAUAGAGGAUUUAGUUUCUUAUAAUAUCCUUAUCAAUCAUAUGUGCAAAACUAAGAACUUUGGAGCAGCAAAGCAGUUACUGGGCAGUAUGUUUGUUAGCGGUUUACCGCCGGAUCUCAUCACUUAUGGGACCUUCAUUGAUGGUCACUGCAAAGAAGGAAACAUAGAAAGUGCAGUUCAAGUUUAUGAAAAGAUGAUUAAGGUUGACAAGAAGCCCAAUUUGGUGAUAUACAACUCUGUCAUGAAUGGUUUAUGCAAGGAGGCAUCAUCAGUUGAUAUAGCAGAACUUUUAUUUGAUGAGUUAAGGAGAAUUGGGAGUUUUAAUGCAACUACUUUUAACACGUUGAUAAAUGGAUUUUGUAUUAUGGGAAACUUUAAUGCAGCGUUUGAUUUGGUUUCAGAAAUGAGAAAGGUGGGAGUCUCAAUCAAUGAAGUGACAUUCAAUACAUUAGUCAAUUUAUUGUGCAAGUUUGGGUGUUUCCAACAUGCAAAGGAGCUUAUGAAGGUGAUGAUUCUUCAUGGUGUGGUACCUGAUUUUAUUACAUAUACCACUUUGAUAACCAAUUUCAGUAAGAAUUGUAGUUCAGAAGAGGUUAUUGAAUUGCAUGACUAUAUGGUGAUUAAGGGAGUAAUUCCUGAUAAGAGGACUUACAAGGCUAUGGUCUGUCCUCUUCUCCAAGAAGAAAAGGCCAAGAAUAGCUCAGCAGAGUGAGUUUCUGCAGUGAAAGAUGAACUGAGUUUGACUUUGACCAGCAUUUGUUCCCAUCACACAAUAUGUAGAAGGCCUCAAGAAAUGUGUCUUGUUAAUCUCUUUGUUCUGGUGUUUGCGUGUUGUUUUCUUCUUCUGUAGGCAGGAAUUUUUUUUAUUUUUUUGAAGGCAAGGCCAAAUAUGGGGGCAUGUUGUACAUUUUUUUUUUAAUUUAUAUGUUUGUAUUUUUUUUAUUAUUAUUAAUACUCAUUUAAAAAAUAAUAAAGAAUUUAAACCACCAAA
This is a messenger RNA of Cannabis sativa, 2480 nucleotides long. RefSeq names its product pentatricopeptide repeat-containing protein At1g11710, mitochondrial. Gene Ontology annotation, molecular function: protein binding. The coding region runs from base 306 to 2201 and encodes 631 amino acids. The transcript is spliced from 2 exons. The record is from RefSeq and is a predicted model, not a curated record. NCBI's taxonomy places the organism in Eukaryota, Viridiplantae, Streptophyta, Magnoliopsida, Rosales, Cannabaceae.